UGAACGCCGUGAGGAGUGUGGUGGGGGUAGUGGUAAAGUGAAGGGUUGAGAAAGAAUGGAGGGACGGAUUUUGGAUAGUUUUGCCACCCACCCCAGUCUGCUCCUGUGGAGCACGCUGAGCACAGAGAACCAUGGACGCCUGUGAGGUAGGCACCCGUGCGACACCCGUGCGCAGGGUGGUGCCUAUGCCUACCCCGGCGGGCGCUCUCCGCGCGCGGAGGAGCAGCCGAAGCAGCGCAGCUAGCGCAGAGCGCAGCAGUGCGUCGCGUAGCGCCACCCAUAUCCGCGCCAUUGGCCGGCCAUGGGCAUGGGCCAGGCUGGCCGGCGCCAGGGAAGUUCGCGCGAGUGGGGGAAGGACCAGCGGGUCUCGGCGCUGCCUGGGGUGCCCAAGCCCCAAGCUGGCCUCCCGGCUCCCUGUCACUCCGCCACUGCAGCCGCCCGGAGCAGCAGCGACCGCCUGCGACCGACCCGCUCAAGGAGCGUUCCACGACUCCACGUGCUUGCACUGCCUGGCCCGAGGCCUAGCCUCGUGUGGGGCUGAAGCCCCGGCUGAAGCUGAACAGAGACUCGUUUGAUGCCCAGCCGAGUCCGAGCCAUGUGGCUGGUGCGGUCCGUGCUGCUCGCCGUGCUGGUGCUCGCGCACGGCGCGGCUGCUGAGACGGAGGAGGCCUGCGAGACGCUGCCGUCCGAGAUACACAUCGUCAAAGAGGAGUUCGACGAGCUGGGGCGUCUGUCAAGAACCUGCAACGGUGACAUCGCAGUCAACAAAUGUGAAGGCGCAUGCAGCUCGCAGGUCCAGCCCAGCGUCAUCACCCCCACCGGUUUCCUCAAGGAGUGCUAUUGCUGCCGAGAGAGCUUCCUCCGGGAGCGGGUCGUGUCGCUGACCCACUGCUACGACCCAGACGGCGCGCGCCUCACGGCCGAGGGCCGCCACUCCAUGGAGGUGAAGUUGCGCGAGCCCGCGGACUGUCGUUGCGCCAAGUGCGGCGACUACUCACGCUAGGAGCCGGCCCACUGGGCCACUCGAGGGCUGGCUUAGUUUGACUUCCAUCUCUUAAACACAUGAGUUGAGUUCGAAAGGCUAAAGAACCAACCCGCGUGGCGAGGACAGUUCAAAGGAAUGGGGAGAAGGGGCAAUGAGUUCGGCCUAAGCCAAACCCUACCAUUCUGAGCACUCUGUAACUUUCUGUCGAGGAAUCGGUUCAUGCAUGGUUCCAAUAUAUCGAUUCCUUUCUUUAUGGUUUUUUGUUUGUAAAAUACUAAUCCAUGUCACGACCUAACUUCAAUGUAUUAUUGCCAGAAAAUAUGAAUCUCGUUGUGGCAGAAAGUUUGUCGCUUUGUGUGUGCGUGCGCGUGUGUAUAAGCCACCCGGACCAGCUCCUCCCACCCACCCUUUUCUUCCCCUAUUAUCCGGCCUCGCAAUUCCUCUCCAGAAUGAAGAUCAGAGGAGAAUGAGGCUUUCGCACGCCAGGACUCGCCCUUGACCACACAACACAGCCGCAAGACACGAAAUGUGAAAGGAAGAACUGUCUCACGAUUUGUCUUUCCUUAAAAUGAGGGAUGGGGAAAAUGUCGAUUUUAUUUAUGUUCUGUACUUACACAAAACAUCUACUUUGUUAAUUAUUUUGUAUUUAUCAUUUUUUAAACUGUCUGAAUAUAUGUCAUUGGUUUUGUAAUGAUAAAAAUAGACCAGAUGCACAACUGCCUGUAUGUCAACCAUUAUUUGCUGCACAAAAUUUAGUUUUAUGCCAAACAGUUUGGUGUAAAUAUUGUUUUAAACAUUCAAAAAUUGGGUCAGCUUUCUUUGAAUAAAACACGCAUCAUCUUG
Molecule: messenger RNA, 1828 nt
Organism: Frankliniella occidentalis (western flower thrips)
Lineage: Eukaryota; Metazoa; Arthropoda; Insecta; Thysanoptera; Thripidae
Gene: Pburs
Product: partner of bursicon
Exons: 4
Coding region: 575-1003 (142 amino acids)
Biological process (GO): G protein-coupled receptor signaling pathway
Cellular component (GO): bursicon neuropeptide hormone complex; extracellular region
Molecular function (GO): G protein-coupled receptor binding; neuropeptide hormone activity
Source: RefSeq, a predicted model, not a curated record